AUUUCUGUCGCUGCGAAUGACACAUUUCUACGGAUGUGUUUUUUUUGUUUAGUGUGCCCUUUAUCAAACGCCUUUUGGCUAAUGGUCCGCAGUCCGGUGGCGUUAUCAGGAAUUUGACGAGGCCGAUGCGUCACCCGUGCGUGGGCAGCAUCUGGACACCAUGAACUACUCCUAUUCAGCGCUGUCGCCUGGGGGCGGAGGAUUCGGUGGCGUCGACCAGCACAACCGAUGUUGCGGGAACAGGGCUUGGUGCGUCAAGGACAUCUGCGGCAUUGUCUGCGUGGUAAUGACCUGGCUUCUCAUCCUAUUUGCGGAGUUCGUGGUCAUGCGUCUAAUUCUUCUGCCCAGCAACUACGCGGUCUUCAGCACCAUCAACAUGAUAAUAUUCCAGGCACUAGCCUUUCUUGCAUUUGCCUCGCACAUACGCACAAUGUUGUCGGAUCCGGGCGCAGUACCUCGAGGAAAUGCCACUAAGGAGAUGAUAGAGCAAAUGGGCUAUCGUGAGGGUCAGAUGUUCUACAAGUGCCCUAAGUGUUGCAGUAUCAAGCCGGAGCGAGCUCAUCACUGCUCCGUUUGCCAACGAUGCAUUCGUAAGAUGGACCACCACUGUCCGUGGGUCAACAAUUGCGUGGGCGAGAAUAAUCAAAAGUACUUUGUGCUCUUUACCUUUUACAUAGCUUCGAUCUCUGUGCACACACUCUUCCUGGUGCUCACCCAGUUCGCGGAGUGCGUAAAAAACGACUGGCGCACCUGCUCGCCGUACUCUCCGCCGGCCACUAUUUUCCUGUUGCUCUUUCUCACCUUCGAGGGCCUCAUGUUCGGUAUAUUUACCAUAAUCAUGCUGGCCACUCAGCUGACGGCCAUCCUAAACGAUCAGACGGGCAUCGAGCAGCUGAAGAAAGAGGAGGCCCGCUGGGCCAAAAAAUCGCGCCUCAAGAGCAUCCAGUCGGUGUUCGGACGCUUUUCGCUGGCUUGGUUUUCGCCAUUCACGGAACCGUCUUGUCGCACAAGAUUCAACUCGCACUUCUACUCGGUCUGAGAAAAGGAACCGGAAUAUGGAUUAACUUAAUCGAACAAUACUAACUAACAAACGUACAAGGGCAACAAGUUGCCGCCACUUGUUGCACCGCUGAGUGCAAUUUUGUAUUUUGCAAUUGCUAUUUUUCGAUCAAUUGUCAACUAUAUUUACUACCAAUCAUAUGUGUGUGUGUUAAGGCCCAAGCAAAAGGAUAAAUGUUUAUUGCCUUAGCCAGGUGGAGAUUUGUACUUACCUGAGAGACCUACUAAA
Messenger RNA from Drosophila ficusphila, 1288 nucleotides. RefSeq names its product palmitoyltransferase ZDHHC3. Gene Ontology annotation, cellular component: Golgi apparatus; endoplasmic reticulum. The transcript has 4 exons. Gene Ontology annotation, molecular function: protein-cysteine S-palmitoyltransferase activity. The coding region runs from base 161 to 1039 and encodes 292 amino acids. NCBI's taxonomy places the organism in Eukaryota, Metazoa, Arthropoda, Insecta, Diptera, Drosophilidae. The record is from RefSeq and is a predicted model, not a curated record. Gene Ontology annotation, biological process: protein targeting to membrane; peptidyl-L-cysteine S-palmitoylation.